This is a messenger RNA of Anopheles nili, 4339 nucleotides long. RefSeq lists its product as uncharacterized. The record is from RefSeq and is a predicted model, not a curated record. NCBI's taxonomy places the organism in Eukaryota, Metazoa, Arthropoda, Insecta, Diptera, Culicidae. The transcript is spliced from 4 exons. Bases 107 to 2866 code for a protein of 919 amino acids.
CAUCCGCUCGUUCGUUGGCAAAAAGGAGCACCCUCGGACGACCGUUUACCCUCAGGUCAGCUGCAACUUUUGAUAACACUAAUAAGCCCAUCGAGGAUGGCAGAGUAUGGCGACUAAUCCAUUCAAGCAAGCAUCCGCCACACCACCCAGCACAAGCCAAAGCAGCAACACCCAACACGAUUACGAUGCGCCAGCAGUACCCGCGAUCAGCUCGAUCACCUUCGCAGCAGCUGCAACAGGAGCAGCAGCAACACCGGGAGGCACCCCGGGUGGCCACACGUCCGACAGCAACAGUAUCCUGAAGCAGCGCGCACCGUGCGCCUGCUCGAACAUCAGCAUUAUGCAGCUGUUCCACGAGAUGAAACAAAAGUACCCGACGGUUCCGGACACGGUUGUGUCGGAGCUGGUGACACAAAACUGCCAUGAUCGUCCAGCGUGCAUCGGAAGGCUGGAGGAGGCCGUCCUCGGGACUCCCGCCCAAACCACCUACCCGGCGCAAUCGAUCCACAAUGGUAGCCUGAAACGGCGCAGUGGGGAUCACCGGAAACCGACCACCGGAAGCCGGUCGGACGGUAGCAACAGUAGUAGCAGUAACAGCAGCAGUAGCAGCAGCAGGGAGAGUAGUGUGGAUAGCAGUAGAUUACACGGCGCUCCGUUCCAUCCCGUCCAAGGACUGCCGUUGGCCGGAAGUAGCGGUGAUAGUAGACUUACAGGAGAUGGUCGACCGUCCGGUCCGUCCGUAGCGCGGCCUACGACGUUAGGCGUACGUCCGACAACGGCUGUGGUGAGCAAUUUCGGCGUUACGGCCCCAGCGCCUCCGAUGCGGCCAAACCGGACAGCACCACUCUGUCCGGUACCGGGUACAGGACCACUGGCCACAUCUAUGAUCACAACAACGACAACGACGACGGCUACCAGCAGUGCGGAUCUCGGCGAAACGUUAAAUCUGCAUGUAAACGUCGUGACCGUUUCGCCGAAAGGUAGCGGUCCGAUGAUCGGUGGCCAGCGCCAUACAUCGACGAUCUCGCUUCAACCGGAGCCGCCGUACUCGCGUGAGCUAGCGCAAGUCACAAGUACCUUUAGUGGCGUAGGACCUCCGGCCGUUGUCGGUGAAGGAGGAACAAGUUGCCCAACGGGUGGACCAUCGGGAGUGGGUGUUGGCGGAACCGCUGGUGGUAAUGCGGGUAGUGGCCGCAGUUCAACUUCCGUCAACUUAACCCUUCGGCAGCCAACGGAUGGUCGACCGCGUACGCCCAUCCAUAUCCACGCUAGCCCGCUUAAGUACACGGCGAAAAACUUCAACGCCCAGUCUGGGAUCCAGUCGAAACUGGAGGUCACCUUUCGCGAUGGUUACGGUUCAUUCAGCGCCAUGCGAACCCAGGUUCCAGGGUACGAACAGCCGCAACAGGAACGGGAACCGGUUGGAGGAUCCCAAUCGGAAGGACAUGCAGGCGGUUGGUACCAGACCUCAGCAACACCGGCCGGUCCGAGCCGGAUGCCAUACAUGCAGUCGGGUUUUCCACUGCCACUGGCAUGUUCAUCACCAUUGCCUGGUUCCUUGGCGUACCUGGCGCAGGUGCAGCCUUCCCAGUGGCGCGGAGUGUUUGAGGGUGAAAACCAAUCCAGGAUCACCACCGGCACCCGUCAGCUAGAGAACGAUGGACUGACUAAGGAAAUGCGCUACCAAAACUUCGUCGCUGCAGAGAUGGCUGUCUCGCAGCAGCUGGAGCAGAAGCAGCGCCUUAGCCUCGAGGUAGAACGCAAACAAGCACAGUUCGAGUCGAUUUGCCGCGAGAUCUUCGUGCUGCAGCAACCGCUACAGUACAUCGACGCGGAACUGGUUGACCGGGAGGUCCUGCUGCUGGAGGCCGAAGUCGAACAGUUGCAGAAGGAGGUGGAUUUGUGCGAUGACGAGGAGGCUCGUGUGCAGGCGGCCACCACAACCGGAUCGUCGAUCACGGACGGGUUGAGUGCGCUGAGCAUCGAGGGCGGAGCUCCACUGUUACCGCCAUCCGUGGGAUGUAGUCCCGGAGCGGUUAUGAAUCGUCCUCCGAGACCACCGAGACCGCCACCUCCUAGAGCACCGAAUCAGUCUCCGUCCGGUGGCAGCUCGGGCAAUGUCACUCCCGGCACGCCACUCAACAGCGUUCCUUCCGCCGGAACAAGCGGUGCUUCACCGGUGGUGCACACUCCAACGUCUUCGCCCUCCCUCAGCUCGACCACGUCAUCGUUUGCGUCGAACGGUGGAACCGGAGGGGACUCGAUGGCGGCGGCCAUUCGACUGCAGCCCUCCGUUACCGGUCUCAACCAACCCUGGACCUGCAGUCUGUGUACAUUCCAAAACCACGAACUAAUGACCGCGUGCGAAGUCUGCACGCUGCCCAAAGGCUCCGGUAGUAGAACAGUUGCCGCGGCCGCCACCAACACGACCCUCCAGGUGGCGCGGGAUGUAUGCGAUGGCGGUGGCCGAUCGGCUGGAUCGUUGCUGCAACGUCAGCAUCUAUCCGUUGAUACGGGGGUGGCAGCUGCUGCUGCUGCGGCUGCUGCCGCGGCUGCUGUUGUUGGAGCCUCGGUUGCUGGACCAUCGACGGCACCACCGUAUCCGGGUGUUGCCGAAAUGCCACCGCCUUCAUUCGCUUCCCUAACAGGGCAGGCUUCUUCGGCUUCGGGACCGCUCCAAACGGUUCCUUGUCACGGGCAACCUUCUGGUCAGCACCAACAACCGCUUGCCACCCAACAAGAGCAGCAGCAACAACAGCAGCAGCAGCAGCAGCAGCAACAGCAACAAGUACAGCAGCAAACACAGCAACCCAAUCCACCGCCGUUGCAAAAUGCCCAGUAUCAGAAGUCAUCCAUCGAAUGCUAAACGCCCGCUCAGCUGUAUCUUCGCAUCUGACGAUCCACAUCCUUUUAUUUUCUACUAACACAUGCAAACGCGCUGAGUGGGACAACUCGUUGUUUAGUGGCGUAAACAAUACGACAUGCGAGCGCAAGCCUUUGUGCCCACCUUUUGGGACAGCGUUGUGCAAUUGCAUGAUUUGAUCGCGAGCCUUUUGCUAUCCUUGGCCACGGUAGGCUGAUUUGUGUGUGUUGCAUGCGUUAGUAGUGUGUGAGUGUGUGUGUGUUUGUGUGAGUUGCGGGUCCAGGAUGGAUGCUGCUGGAUCCUUUUCCUGGAUCUUUUCGAUUGAUGAUCGCCGCCAGUGCUAGUGGUGUGCUAGCUUUCUCGAGUGAUUAAUCACUGAUCGUGUGAUUUCUUUACCGUGUAUUUAACGUUUCAAUUGUACUUCUUAGAGUGUGCAACCGGACCUUGACGGUGAGACUGCAUUCUAACGUUGUUUUUUAUUUGGUCGAGUCCCGACCCGUGAAGGAUCAAAACGAACGUUUACCAGGUGUUGUGAUAAAUUAAUUAAACAAAAAUUGGAUAAAGAACUGUGACAAACUGCUGUGCUGCAUGUCUGCGCUGAAGAGCGUACCGCGUAUCAGGGAAUAGCGAUGAGUUAGGGUUGCAGAGUAUCGUACGAAUAGCACGUAGAGAUCGGUUGUAAGAUCUUAAUACAAAGCAAACAAAACAAAAUACAUAUAACACCUUUUUUGCGUUAUAAACCCAUCAUGUUAUAGCAUUGUUAGACCUCACAAUAUAGCCCAUAAUUUAACGAACAUAUGACAAAUCCUCGGCGAUUGCAUGAGCAGUUAAGCAGUUGCAAACUCUUGUAGCCACAGUCGAACAGCAACACCGCGACCGAAUUCGCACAGAUUGUGUGUAUGUCGUCGGCCCCAUGCCAAUCGGGGCUAGCUCCUCUCCGUCUGAUUGGAGGUCUACCGGGAAAGGUGCGUUAUCAAGGCACGACACAAUUAAAAAUAGAUUAUCGCGGAGACGAAACGACGUUAAAUGCGCUCGCACCUUCCUCCCAGAGAAAGGGUACGGCAUCUAGCGAUGAGCGACGAAUCGAUGUGGGAAGCAUGUCUUGUACUUCUGCUGUCUGGUGCUAGACGCCAUGUUGCAACCACACCGGCGGUGUCUGGCGCUUUGAUGCUGCACAUUUCUGGCACUCGGUGGCGGCGUUCGUUUGAGAACUCUGACGCUCUUGGCGCCCUCUUCAACGGUUCUCCUCAUCCCGGAACGAAGGUUGCGUUAAAUGGGAUUUUUUGUGUGCCCGUUUUUCCUUCUGGCAAAGGAAAACGGACCCAAACCACCCAAGAAGGUGGCUGUACAUGGUGGUUGAAACGGUUGUCACCUGUACGCUGAGUAUUUAUAAUAACGCGAGUUACGCGACGCUACUUUAAAGAUAUAUUAAGAGCGCGAUAAACUAUGUUCAUGUUAAAUAGAAGCUUAUUGCGU